Molecule: messenger RNA, 1620 nt
Organism: Zymoseptoria tritici IPO323
Lineage: Eukaryota; Fungi; Ascomycota; Dothideomycetes; Mycosphaerellales; Mycosphaerellaceae
Product: aminoglycoside phosphotransferase
Exons: 2
Coding region: 1-1515 (504 amino acids)
Cellular component (GO): mitochondrion
Source: RefSeq, a predicted model, not a curated record
AUGAGCUCUCGACGGGUUACCUUCAAUGUCAGCGAGCUCGCCAAUGUUGCUGCUAGCAGUGUUGGUGCAUCAUGUGUUGGGAUCGAAAGGUUGCCCGAUGGCAUGCACAACAGGGCUUUGCUUCUGACCAUGGACAAUGGCAAGCAGGUCGUCGCCAAACUCCCAUGCCCGAACGCUGGUCAGUCUCACUUCACGACUGCAAGCGAAGUCGCCACAAUGGAAUUUAUGCGCACUCGGUUGAAUACCCCUGUCCCCGAGGUAUAUGCUUGGUGCAGUCAUGCGGAAAGGACCACGGUAGGAGCUGAGUACAUCAUCAUGGAAAAGGCCGAAGGAGUGCUACUGGAGACGAUCUGGCAAAAGAUGGAGCUGCGACAACAAGGCGCUCUCGUGAAAGCCAUUGUCCGGCUCCAAGCAGAGUGGGCAUCAUCUCUGUUCGCAGGUUACGGUAGCAUUUACUACGCCACGGAUCUGGAAGAAGAGCGCCGGCUACCAUUACACGCAAGCUCGUCGGCACAGGAGAUUUUUGCCCUUGGCCCUAUCACGGGAAGGGACUGGAACGAUAACGGGCGACUGGAUGUCGCAUUUGAUAGAGGUCCAUGGAAAACCGUCGAGCAGUAUCUGGAAGCAGUUGGACUUCGUGAGGCGAAAUGCGUCAAAGAGCUUUCACGUCUACCACCUCCUCAAGUGACCCUCUCCGGGCCAGGUCUGUACGAGAGCACUAGGGAGAAGAAGCUGCGGGCCUUGUGUUACUACCAGCAGAUCUUCCGCCACUUGCUGCCGCACCCCGGCGAUUCACCAAUCCGCAGACCAGUCCCGUGGCAUGGAGAUCUUCAUGUCGCCAACAUGUUUGUUGAUCCAAAGGAUCCGACGAAAAUAUUGAGCAUAAUCGACUGGCAGUCCACUGAAGUUGCCCCAUUGUUCGUACAAGCCCGUCAGCCUUACAUCAUCGAUUUCGAAGGACCUCAAUUGCCUGACUUGAGCACGGAGCAUCCAUCUCUUCCAGAAGACUUCGAUCAGCUUUCUCCCGGCGAGCAAGCAGCUGCUCACAAUCUCCGCCUGCGACAAGCUCUCGUGAUGGCAUACAGACAACGGACGCGAGUCAUGGCGCCGGACAUCUGGAAAGCCUUCGAGUAUCAAGCCACACCCGCAGCGCAGCUCUUACAACUAGCUCGGGUGCUACUCGUCGAUGGGGAAGGAAUGUACACCGCUCGAAUCGCCGAGCAUCUCCGAGAUCCCGACGGAAUCCUCAAAGAAAGCGGCAUCUCUAUGACCGAAGCUGAAAUGGCCGAAGCCGAAGCAGACGGAGAGAAAGCGGUCCUUGGGAUACAGUGGAUGACAGGUAUCUCCGAUACGAUCGGUCGGGAGCUCUUCCCGUUGGGCGGAUGUGUGAAGACGGAGCGCUACGAUGAGUCGAAAGAUGCGCUUCGGCAGUGCAAGGAGCAGGUAAUAGAGGAGUUUGCGAAAACUGACGAAGAGCGAAAGGCCUGGGAGGAUGCGUGGCCCUUUGACAACUAAUCGCGAAGAUCAAGCAUUAAUGAAUCUGCAAGAAGCAUGCAUGUCGAUAUAGCUGUGAUGCUCCGUGCGCUCAGCUACUGGAUCUGGUAAAGGCUUUGCCAGAGC